AUGGGUGCAUUUUGGGGAACUCGGGUGAUGGAAAUAGUGAAGAAGCACGAUUCUGGUGGUCUUGUUUGGAAGCGAAUCAAGCUCACUUCCACUCGUAAAGCCAAUGCCAAAACCCGUCUCCGUCGCGUUUGGCAGAAUGAGGCUGUUCUAAAAGCGUGUGGUGUAUCAGAUGCACCAAACGCGCCGGGAGUUAGCAACACAGAAAGCUGUAGCAGUGCGGUGAAAGAAUAA
This is a messenger RNA of Microthlaspi erraticum, 231 nucleotides long. NCBI's taxonomy places the organism in Eukaryota, Viridiplantae, Streptophyta, Magnoliopsida, Brassicales, Brassicaceae. The record is from the annotation of a GenBank genome assembly.